This is a messenger RNA of Mollisia scopiformis, 1026 nucleotides long. RefSeq names its product putative nucleotide exchange factor SIL1. Gene Ontology annotation, cellular component: endoplasmic reticulum. Bases 1 to 1026 code for a protein of 341 amino acids. Gene Ontology annotation, molecular function: adenyl-nucleotide exchange factor activity. The record is from RefSeq and is a predicted model, not a curated record. The transcript has a single exon. NCBI's taxonomy places the organism in Eukaryota, Fungi, Ascomycota, Leotiomycetes, Helotiales, Mollisiaceae.
AUGGACAUAUAUGCGGGCACGAAAGAAGCCCGACGCAACAUCCCAAUGGAAGGAGAAGAAGCCGCUGCUGUCGAAGCAGCACUAUCAGAUCUCCCUGUUGAACAAUCGAUUGUAGUUGUCGACCAACCAGUAGCCGAAGAAGAUACCAAACCCGCCCUCCGAGACCAAGUCCCCAUCAACCCUCCAACCUUCGACACAGCAGGCAAAAUUCUCCCUCCUCCACCUUCCGCAGACGGAACCGAGAUGGGUACAUUCCAAAAAGCAAUGUUAGCCGUUAAAAUGGACGCACGAGCCUUUGACACCGCGCUCGAUGAUCUUAUGGAACUCUCACACGACAUCUACUACGGUCUCGAAAUCGCCAAAGACGGUCCCAUUGUCGAGAAAUUGAUCUGUCUCACCUUAGGAAGUGGGUCCGAGAAGAUUCCAGCAGGAAAAGCAGGACGAGAGCAUAAAGCUGCCUCGAUCCUCGCCAGCUCAGUACAAAACAAUCCCACUGCAUUGAAAGAAAUCGUGAAAUGGGGAAGAAUGGUCUUCCACCCAAUCUGUUCGGAAGCGAAAAAAGGCGAGAAGCCCAAUUUCGUAACAACGCUUCGUACUAGACUUGGUCGAGAAAAAGACGCCGGGGCUCUGAAAGCUAAAGUUGGGGCAAUAAGCGGUCUUCUCCACGAUGAGAGCUUUCGUACCCAAUUCCUCGAGAAUUCGGGCAUGGAGUUACUGCUUGCCAUCUUUCUGAAGAAAGGAGAGGACUUUGAUCCCGUUCGGAGGAAAGUGGCUCAACUUGUCACAGACAAUUUCCUCGAUGAGGGGAUGGGUGCCAAGGUGGGCGUUUGGCCGAAGAUGCCCGUUACAGAAGCGAAGGUUUGCAAGGAGAAUAAGGAGAGGAUGUUAGAGGAUGGAUGCUGGGAGUACCAUGUUGGUGCUUUUGGGGAGCAGAAGGGGAAGUUGGCGUGGGUGAAGGAGUUUGAAGUGUUGUUGACAGAGCAGAGGGAGAAAUUUGGGGAUUCGAUUUUGGAUCGGGAGUUGUGA